AUGAGCCGCAGUUUUGUUAGCAACGCCGAUCUGCGCGGUCGCACGGCCCCAUUUUGUGGUAGUUUAAUCUGUCAGAAGCGCUUUUGGGCGAAGCCGAAGAAGCGUCCGAAAGUUGGACCCGGAUUUCAUGAGAAGGCACAGAAGUGGAGAGACGAGUACCUUCUCGACCGCCACCGCGUUUUGGCUGACAGUCUCCGUGCAUACGUAGACUUUAGUUCUACAAAGCGGGUGGAGCCGUGGGAUACUCGCUUUGCUCCGUUUGAUCGUGUCGAAAAGGAUGGCGUGUACAUUCUUACUCGUUACCUCAUGGACGACAAACUGCAGCUGUGUAACUAUCACCAUCGCCCUGUGAAGCGCCUGCUGUGUAAUGUCGGGCUAAUGGGUCCUCAGGUAACUAUGACAGCGCGCUGGAAGCCGUACAGAUUUGCAACCAAUCCCGCUAACACCACGCGUGCCGAACGCACCUUCACAAAAGACAAGACAGUCUUCACAAGUUAUCAUCACGAUUGA
Molecule: messenger RNA, 510 nt
Organism: Leishmania braziliensis MHOM/BR/75/M2904
Lineage: Eukaryota; Euglenozoa; Kinetoplastea; Trypanosomatida; Trypanosomatidae
Exons: 1
Coding region: 1-510 (169 amino acids)
Source: RefSeq, a predicted model, not a curated record